UGACAAAGUGAGACCCUGUCUCUAAAAGAAAAAAAAGAAGAAGAAUUUAACUUCUGAAGAAUGUAUAGACAGUGGUUACCCUUUUCCAUUUUCACUUUUCUUUAUUGUUAGAUCUCCGGAAUCCAGAAGCAGCACUGUCCCCAACGUUCCGUAGUGACAGCCCAGUGCCUUCUGCACCCACCUCUGGUGGCCCUAAACCCAGCACAGCUUCAGCAGUUCCUGAAUUAGCUACAGACCCAGAGUUAGAGAAGAAGUUGCUACACCACCUCUCUGAUCUGGCUUUAACAUUGCCUACUGAUGCUGUGUCCAUCCGUCUUGCCAUCUCCACGCCAGAUGCCCCUGCCACUCAAGAUGGGGUGGAAAGCCUCCUACAGAAGUUUGCAGCUCAGGAGCUGAUUGAGGUAAAGCGAGGUCUUCUACAAGAUGAUGCACAUCCUACUCUUGUGACCUAUGCUGACCAUUCCAAGCUCUCUGCCAUGAUGGGUGCUGUGGCAGAAAAGAAGGGCCCUGGGGAGGUAGCAGGGACUAUCACAGGGCAGAAGCGGCGUGCAGAACAGGACUCAACUACAGUAGCUGCCUUUGUCAGCUCUUUAGCCUCUGGUCUGACUUCUUCAGCAUCAGAACCAGCAAAGGAGCCAGCCAAGAAAUCAAGGAAACAUGCUGCCUCGGAUGUUGACCUGGAGAUAGAGAGCCUUCUGAACCAACAAUCCACUAAGGAACAACAGAGCAAGAAGGUCAGUCAGGAGAUCCUAGAGCUGUUAAAUACUACAACAGCCAAGGAACAAUCCAUUGUUGAAAAAUUUCGCUCUCGAGGUCGGGCACAAGUGCAAGAAUUCUGUGACUAUGGAACCAAGGAGGAGUGCAUGAAAGCCAGUGAUGCUGAUCGACCCUGUCGCAAGCUGCACUUCAGACGAAUUAUCAAUAAACACACUGAUGAGUCUUUAGGUGAUUGUUCUUUCCUUAACACAUGUUUUCACAUGGAUACCUGCAAAUAUGUUCACUAUGAAAUUGAUGCUUGCGUGGAUUCUGAAGCUUCUGGCAGCAAAGACCAUACGCCAAGCCAGGAGCUUGCUCUUACACAGAGUGUCGGAGGAGACUCCAGUGCAGAUCGACUCUUCCCACCUCAGUGGAUCUGUUGUGAUAUCCGCUACCUGGACGUCAGUAUCUUGGGCAAGUUUGCAGUUGUGAUGGCUGACCCACCUUGGGAUAUUCACAUGGAGCUGCCCUAUGGGACCCUGACAGAUGAUGAGAUGCGCAGGCUCAACAUACCAGUACUGCAGGAUGAUGGCUUUCUCUUCCUCUGGGUCACAGGCAGGGCCAUGGAGUUGGGCAGAGAAUGUCUAAACCUGUGGGGUUAUGAACGGGUAGAUGAAAUUAUCUGGGUGAAGACAAAUCAACUGCAACGCAUCAUUCGGACGGGCCGUACGGGUCACUGGUUGAACCAUGGGAAAGAACACUGCCUGCAGGUUGGUGUCAAAGGAAAUCCCCAAGGCUUCAACCAGGGUCUGGAUUGUGAUGUGAUUGUAGCUGAGGUUCGUUCCACCAGUCACAAACCAGAUGAAAUCUAUGGCAUGAUUGAGAGACUGUCCCCUGGCACUCGAAAGAUUGAGUUAUUUGGACGACCGCACAAUGUGCAACCCAACUGGAUCACUCUUGGAAACCAACUGGAUGGGAUUCACCUACUAGACCCAGAUGUGGUCGCACGGUUCAAGCAAAGGUAUCCAGAUGGUAUCAUCUCUAAACCUAAGAAUUUAUAGAAGCACUUCCUUACAGAGCUAAGCAUCCAUAGCCAUGGCUCUGUAGGCUAAACCUGAAGAGCAAUAUUUGUACAAUAGCUUUUUUCUUUAUUUAAAUAAAUGUUUCUAUUGUAGUUGGGA
Carlito syrichta (Philippine tarsier) is the source of this 1877-nucleotide messenger RNA. RefSeq names its product methyltransferase like 3 (gene METTL3). NCBI's taxonomy places the organism in Eukaryota, Metazoa, Chordata, Mammalia, Primates, Tarsiidae. Gene Ontology annotation, molecular function: mRNA (2'-O-methyladenosine-N6-)-methyltransferase activity; mRNA m(6)A methyltransferase activity. The transcript is spliced from 10 exons. Gene Ontology annotation, cellular component: nucleus; RNA N6-methyladenosine methyltransferase complex. The record is from RefSeq and is a predicted model, not a curated record. Bases 477 to 1757 code for a protein of 426 amino acids.